Molecule: messenger RNA, 3466 nt
Organism: Vigna radiata var. radiata (mung bean)
Lineage: Eukaryota; Viridiplantae; Streptophyta; Magnoliopsida; Fabales; Fabaceae
Product: probably inactive leucine-rich repeat receptor-like protein kinase At2g25790
Exons: 2
Coding region: 1681-3282 (533 amino acids)
Molecular function (GO): protein binding
Source: RefSeq, a predicted model, not a curated record
UUGUGUGUGAGGAUGAUAACAGCCACAAGCAUGUCAAUGAAGAAUCCAGUUGGUUUAAGAUUGAUGAUGUUUAUGCUGUUUGUGGUGUCGAAGGUUGUUAAUGGAGAACAGCAAAUGAAAUGCCUUCCAAAGGAGAGGGAAGCACUCCUCCAAUUCAAGGCUGUCAUUGUCGAUCCCUAUGGCAUGCUAUCAUCUUGGACCACUCCUCACUGCUGCCAAUGGGAGGGAAUUCACUGCAGCAAUCUCACCUCCCAUAUUCUCAGUCUCGACCUUCACGGAGACUUUUACCAAUAUCGUUAUGUGAGCGGAGAGAUCCACAAGUCGUUGAUGGAGUUGCCACAAUUACAGUAUUUGAACCUCAGUUCUAAUUAUUUUCCAAACACUCACAUCUCAGAGUUUUUUGGUUCUCUCAAAAACUUAAGAUAUCUUGAUCUCUCGUCAUGUGGUUUUGGAGGAGAAAUUCCAAGUCAGUUAGGCUAUCUUUCUCAUUUGAAAUACUUAAAUCUUGCUUCUAAUUCUCUGAACAGUUCAGUCCCUUAUCAGCUUGGAAAUCUCUCCCAAUUGCAGCAUCUUGAUCUCAGAGGCAAUGUUUUUGAAGGAAAUAUACCGUUCCAACUUGGAAAUCUCUCCCUGUCUUGGAACUUUCAAAAUCAACGAUGGAGGUCAGUGGCUCUCAAAACUCAUUUCUUUAACCCAUCUUUCUUUGGAACAUGUGUCAAAUCUUAAUCCUUCUCAUACUUGGUUGCAAGUGAUUGCAAAGCUACCCAAACUAAGAGAACUAAGUUUAGUUCAUUGUAGCCUUUUCGAUCAUUUCAUUCUGUCAUCCAAAUAUUCUAAGUUCAAUUUCUCUACUUCCCUCUCUGUCCUUGAUCUAAGCGAUAACACCUUCACAUCCCCAAUGGUAUUCCAGUGGGUCUCAAACAUCACUUCCAACCUUGUUGAGCUUUACCUUCAUGGUAAUCACUUGGAGGGUUCCACAUCAAGUGAUUUUGGCUUGCGCAUGAAUUCGCUUAGGCAUCUUGACCUCUCCGGUAAUAAUUUCAAGACCAGGGAUUUGAAAUCCUUCAUUAAUAUAUGCACCUUACAUUCUUUAUUCUUAUAUUUAAACAAUUUGACUGAAAACCUUCCCUCCGUUCUCGGUAAUUUGUCCAGUGGAUGCGUUAGACACUCAUUGCAAGAAUUGGAUCUCUCAUAUAAUCGCAUCACUGGCACUUUGUCUGACAUUUCAGUAUUCUCCUCUUUGAAAUCAUUGUUUCUUGGUGUAAAUCAGUUAAGUGGAACGAUACCUGAAGGUGUGAAAUUACCAUCCACUUUGGAGGAUUUUUCAAUUAGCGUAAAUUUCUUUGAAGGUGGAAUUCCAAAAGCAUUUGGCAAUGCAUGUUCUUUGUUAUCAUUGCACAUAUCUGAUAAUGGCUUGAGUGAUGAUCUUCCGAUGAUAAUUUCUCACUUGUCUGGAUGUGCUAGAUAUUCAUUGCAAGUAUUAAAUCUACAUGCUAAUCAAAUCAAUGGCACACUACUACCUGACUUUUCAACAUUCACAUCUUUACAAAGACUAGAUCUUUCUGAAAAUAAGCUAAAUGGAGAGAUUCCUAUGAACAUUCAAUUUCCACCUAAAUUGGAGAAGCUUUACAUCUAUUCAAAUUCUUUAAGGGUGUGUUGACUGACUACCACUUUGCCAAUAUGUCUAAGUUAGAGCACUUGGAUUUAUCUGACAACUCAUUGGCCUUGACAUUUACUCAAAACUGGGUUCUACCUUUUCAAUUGCUAUCUAUAUACUUGAGAUCUUGCCAAUUAGGUCCAACAUUUCCCAUGUGGUUGCAGACACAAAAUAAAUUUGUCCAUAUUGACAUUUCAAAUGCUACAAUAUCAGAUAUUAUUCCUGAAUGGUUUUGGCCCAAAUUAGUUCUACAAAAAGUGCUCACAGUGGAUAUUUCAUCCAACAAUCUACAAGGUACAAUUCCAAAUGUUUCAUCAACAUAUGUUUCUACUUUCAUGAACCUUGGAUCAAAUCAAUUUGAAGGUUCUAUUCCUCUAUUUCUAAGGAAUUAUGCAAUUCUUGAUUUAUCGAAAAAUAAAUUUUCAAAUACUCUUUCAUUUUUGUGUGAAGAUGAUGCAAUUUCAAUUCAAAUUCAUUUAGACAUUUCAUAUAAUCAGUUAUCCGGAGAUAUCCCAGAUUGUUGGAAACAAAUGAACUCACUAGUUUAUUUAGAUUUAAGCCACAAUAACUUUUCUGGAAAAAUUCCAACUUCAAUGGGAUGGCUUCUUGAUCUUCAAGCAUUAUUGUUGAGAAACAACAAUUUAGUAGAAGGAAUCCCUUUCUCUAUAAACAAUUGCACAGAACUAAUAAUGCUUGAUUUGUCAGAAAACAAAUUGUCAGGACCUAUCCCUGAUUGGAUUGGGACAAUAGAAGAGUUGCACAUAUUAAGUUUUGGAAAAAAUCAAUUCUUUGGGAGUUUACCAACCACGGUUUGUUGUUUAAGAAACAUCCAACUCUUGGAUCUCUCACUAAACAAUUUAUCUGGAAAAAUUCCAAAAUGCAUAAACAACCUUACUUCAAUGACCGAAACAACAUAUUUUGCAAGUCAUGCAUAUGAGUUGAAAAAUGGUGAUCAUAUUCUUAAGACAUAUGAUUUGAAUGCAUGGUUGACAUGGAAAGGCUCAAAACGAAUGUUUAUGAAUAAUGGUUUGGAACGUUUAAAAAACAUUGAUCUCUCAAGCAAUCAUUUCUCAGAAGAUAUUCCUGUAGAAAUAGAGAAAUUAUGUGAAUUGAUUUCAUUGAACUUAUCAAGAAACAAUUUGAUUGGGAAAAUUCCUUCAAACAUUGGAAACUUAACAAAGCUUGAGACUCUUGAUUUGUCAAGAAACCAGUUUGUUGGUUCAAUUCCUUCAAGUCUUGCUCAAAUUUAUGGUCUUAGCGUGUUGGAUUUGUCCCAUAAUCAUCUAUCGGGAAAAAUUCUAACAAGCACACAAUUACAGAGUUUUAGUACAUCCAGCUAUGAAGAUAAUCUUGAUCUUUGUGGACCACCACUUGAGAAGUGUAGUGAGGGUGAGUCCCCACAAGAACCAAAUAUUGAAGUUGAUGAAGAUAAAUAUUCAUUUUUGAAUAAAGAUUUUUUUAUAAGUAUGGCAUUUGGAUUUGUUGUAAGUUUCUGGAUAGUAUUUGGCUCAAUCUUAUUCAAGCGUUCUUGGCGACAUGCCUAUUUCAAGUUCUUAAACAACUUAGAAGACAUUCUUCAUGUCAAAAUAGCGCUCUUCGCUAGACUACUUAAGCUCAGAGAUUAAAAGGCACUUGAAACCCAUCCUCUUGGACGACUCCACCUUUGAGCUUGUUAUGCUUAAUGGUUUCAUUAAGUAUUGUGUUUGUAGUGAAAAAUAAAUUGUCAUACAUAUUAUUAACAAUUCGCUCUUUUUUUUCCUAUAAUCCAAACUUCAGUCUAAAAUAUUUUAGUUAAUUACAUUUCAUAUA